Molecule: messenger RNA, 164 nt
Organism: Acaulospora morrowiae
Lineage: Eukaryota; Fungi; Glomeromycota; Glomeromycetes; Diversisporales; Acaulosporaceae
Source: the annotation of a GenBank genome assembly
AUGUAUAAAACAGAAAAUCCACUUAAUUGGUGGAAGUUGUAUGGUAGGAUGCUACCAAGUCAUGCUGAACAGGUACGAAAGUAUCUGGCAAUAUCUGCAUCAUCAGUUCCUUCCGAAAGAUUGUUUUCAGAUGCGGGAAACAUUAUUACUGAAAAACAAAACAG